UGUCGUUUGACGUCUGUGUGAAACGUAGCAUCAAAUAUUGUUUGCUACUGUUUGAUUUUUAUUCGACAAUUUUUUUACCGACAUUUCAUUGUCACAGGCAGUUGUCGCUGGUUAUUUUUGACGACCAUUAACCAGAAAAAAAAGCUAUGGAAACUUUGGUCAGUCCGGAUCACAUUAAUUUAAAAGUACUUGGUCAAGAUAAUGCAGUGGUUCAAUUUAAGAUCAAGAAAAAUACUCAACUUAGAAAGUUGAUGAAUGCUUACUGUGAAAAAACUGGUCUCGUUUUUGAUACAGUAAGAUUUCGUUUUGAUGGACAAGCAAUUAAUGUGACUGAUACUCCAGCCUCGUUGGACAUGGAAGAAGGUGAUACUCUCGAAGUUUUCCAACAGCAGACUGGCGGUGUUAACUAUUUUUAAUUUUCUUUUAUAAAUCACAUAAUAUUUACAGCAUAUUAUCUUUUUAAACCUCAAAACCAUACAAUGUCUUUUUUUACAAAGCUGACAGUAUUUAAAAAUGUGUGAUAAAUUUAUAUUAUUUAUUAACCUGACAUAUAUACAGGCUCGAAGAUACCUAAAAAUAAGACUUAAGAGUAUAAGACAUAACAUAACCAAUAAUAAUGAUAAAAAAUAAAAAAUAUUAUAUUAUUCUUAAUUUCCACAGAGACAUAGACUAAACACUUAAAAUGUAUUUCCCAUGUACCUAUGCUUUAUGCAUAAACCUUAUAUUGUAUGAUAUAAUAUUAUAUCAAAAUACAUUGUACUAGGCCAGGGGUCACCAAUUAUUAUUUUUGAAAAGCCGCAUUAAGAAUUUGAAAAUU
This is a messenger RNA of Melanaphis sacchari, 817 nucleotides long. Its product is annotated as small ubiquitin-related modifier 2-like. Gene Ontology annotation, molecular function: protein tag activity; ubiquitin-like protein ligase binding. Bases 147 to 416 code for a protein of 89 amino acids. Gene Ontology annotation, biological process: protein sumoylation. Gene Ontology annotation, cellular component: nucleus. Lineage: Eukaryota; Metazoa; Arthropoda; Insecta; Hemiptera; Aphididae. The transcript is spliced from 3 exons. The record is from RefSeq and is a predicted model, not a curated record.